Electrophorus electricus (electric eel) is the source of this 1757-nucleotide messenger RNA. RefSeq names its product mitochondrial transcription termination factor 1 (gene mterf1). Lineage: Eukaryota; Metazoa; Chordata; Actinopteri; Gymnotiformes; Gymnotidae. Gene Ontology annotation, molecular function: double-stranded DNA binding. Gene Ontology annotation, biological process: termination of mitochondrial transcription; regulation of DNA-templated transcription. Gene Ontology annotation, cellular component: mitochondrial matrix. The record is from RefSeq and is a predicted model, not a curated record.
CGUGAAGCGGUAAACAGGAGUAAACCGUAUCAGCCGAGGACAUUCUUCACAAAUAUUCUCACAACUCAGCGGACAGUUUGACGUUAGGUGAGCCAGUGUGGGGGUGUGAGGAGACAUGGCUCUGACGCAUGUCCUCACUUGGCUGAGCUUGGUGAAGUUACAGCCUGUGUGUUCCUGCGUCUCUGUGUACAGACGCUAUCACACUGCACCCUCUGAUGCCCCGCCCACUGCCGCCGAUGCCAGCUUGGAGAACCAAUCCCUGCUGAAGAACCUCAGAGUGCUCGGCGUUGAUGUGUCGAUGGUACGACGCCGCCAGCCCGGUGUCCUCCGGAAGGUUCUGACCAAUGAGUGCGGCCUGGCUGAGUUCCUCUGCAGCAAAGGUGCCAACCAUGAGGUGGUGGCCAGUAUCAUCACACGGUUCCCUCGGGCGAUCACACGCUCCGCCGAGCACCUGGAUGAGCGCUGGCGCCUGUGGAGAAACAUCUUCAUGAUUGAUGCUGAGAUCAUCAAAAUCCUGCACCGCUCACCGGAGUCUUUCUUCCGCUCCAGUGACAACGAGAACCUGGAGAAGAAUGUGGCCUUCCUGAGCUCACUGGGCCUGACGCCCAAACACCUGCACCGGCUCGUCACCAUGGCCCCACGGACCUUCUCCAACAGUGUGGAACUGAACUGCACCAUGGUGGAGCUCCUGCAAAGCGUGUGUGCCAGUCUCGGCGGGACAGACUGUGAAGGCUUCGUGAAGGCCAUCAUAUCCAGGAACGUCUACAUCUUCAUACGAAGCACGAAACGUGUCAAAGCCAACAUCAGCUUCCUGCUGGAGGCUCUGCGGCUGAGCGAUGAGGAAGCUCUUGUCCUGCUUCAGGGCUGUGGUGCUGAGAUCCUGGACCUCUCCCACACGAGCCUGAAGAGGAACCUCCAAAACCUGCAGGUGAAGCUGAAGACUCUCGGCUGCAGCGAGGAGGUGGUGAAGAAGCUCAUCUUCAAAGGCGCCACGGUGCUGUUUAUUUCCUCAGCAACGCUGAACGAGAAGCUGAACUGCCUGGUUAAAGGUGGUGUGGACAUUAAAUGGAUAGUGGAAAAGCCCAAAGUGUUGGACUUCAGUGUGGCCACCUUAAACCAGCGUCUGCAUGAGCUAAACAGUCUGAGAUACGACUUUGAUGUGAAGGGAAUCUGUAUUCUGGACUUGAGUAAAAAAAGAUUUGAUGCCAAGAUAGAGAGACUGCGAGUGUUUGAAGAGUAAAACACCAUCAGGCCAUAGAAGCUCUUAAUAUAGACACACCAACCCUUCAGACAAUGUGCACCAUGUACAAACCCUGUCUGAAGCUCAUUGAUCAUCCUGAGGCUCAGAUGUCUACAGAUGUCCUCAGAUCAUGGCACAGAUCUGUAUGCAGAGAAGGCGUUUCAGCCACUCAGAUACACUUAGUACGCAGGGCUGUCUGCAGCUCCACAUCUGCUUCUACAGGGUCACUUUGAUUCACUAUGUGUUUGUCCACCAGCCCAACAUUUGUGACCACUCUAAAACACAUUUUUUCACAGAUUAUGUAAAACAGCUUUUUGCUUAGAGGAUAAUUGACAAUGCUUUGUGCGGUGGUCCAUAACUGUGGAGAUUAGUAAACAUUACUAGAGAAGUUUAUUUAUGAUUGUGCAUUUAUGUUUAUGAUCUGGAAUGGUCCGCUGAACCAGUACAUGUAUAUAAAACAACGCCGAUAUCCAAAGAUAAGUGUUUUUUUAAUGAAAUAAACAACAAUAAAUGGUUA